CUCAUGUGAUGAUCACAACACUGUGAGGACGGUCGGCAAGGGGACUGAGGCGGAGUGAUAGGCGGUGUGCCCAGGGCCCCGUGCUGUGCAGGUGGCGCCUCUGCUGUUUGAACCAAGAACCAGCUCACCUUCCUGGGCUUGAGAGAGUGAACAAGCAACGCCUGGCCUCAUCUGAACCCUGCAGAUGUUUUUUGCCCUAGAAGUUUCGAAUUUCAACAAGAGAACUAUUCUGAAUGAUGGUGUGGAGGGGGAAGUGAACGUACAGAAACCUCAUCUGGUAAUGGAAGCCCAACGUGACACCCUUGAUUGUGUCCUGACUCUGGUUCUUUCCGGGUCACCAGCUGCCCUGCCUUGACGGUCUGCCCUUCAGCCGUCACACCAAGGAGGGCUCAGGGGACUAAGGAGCAGGUGAUGAGUGACUCAUAGCGGGAGGAGAGCCGAGAGGUGGAACUUGUGUGUCCCCAGGCUGUGGUCCCCAGGGAGAAAAUCAGAAUGGACCUCAGUAACAGACACAUACUUUAAUUCAAGCUGCACCCCUCACCAGCUGUGUGACCCCAGGCAAACCGCUCAAACCCACCUGAGUGCUGAUGUCAUCAUUAGUAGGAGUUUCGUGAUCGACAUGGGAGACUCCAACGUGGGUGCUGGCGCCACCGCCUCUGAGAUGGUGGCUGAAGAGGUGUCCCUUUUCAGCAUGACGGACAUGGUCCUGUUUUCUCUCAUUGUGGGUCUCCUGACAUACUGGUUCCUCUUCAGGAAGAAGAAAGACGAAGUCCCUGAGUUCACCAGAAUUCAGACCACGACCUCCUCUGUCAAAGACAGCAGCUUUGUGGAAAAGAUGAAGAAGACGGGCAGGAAUAUCAUCGUGUUCUACGGCUCCCAGACGGGGACCGCUGAGGAGUUUGCCAACCGCUUGUCCAAGGACGCGCACCGCUACGGGAUGCGGGGCAUGGCAGCAGACCCCGAGGAGUAUGACCUGGCUGACCUGAGCAGCCUGCCAGAGAUCGAGAACGCCCUGGCAGUGUUCUGCAUGGCCACCUACGGCGAGGGGGACCCCACCGACAACGCCCAGGACUUCUACGACUGGCUCCAGGAGACGGACGUGGACCUCUCUGGGGUCAAGUAUGCGGUGUUUGGCCUCGGGAACAAGACCUACGAGCACUUCAAUGCCAUGGGCAAGUACGUGGACAAGAGGCUGGAGCAGCUCGGCGCCCAGCGGAUCUUUGAUCUGGGACUGGGCGAUGACGACGGGAACCUGGAGGAGGACUUCAUCACGUGGCGAGAGCAGUUCUGGCCAGCAGUGUGCGAGCACUUCGGGGUGGAAGCCACGGGAGAGGAGUCCAGCAUUCGCCAGUAUGAGCUUGUGGUCCACACAGACAUAGAUGUGGCCAAGGUGUAUGUGGGCGAGGUGGGCCGUCUGAAGAGCUACGAGAACCAGAAACCUCCCUUCGACGCCAAGAACCCAUUCCUGGCUGUCGUCACCACCAACCGGAAGCUGAACCAGGGAACCGAGCGACACCUCAUGCACCUGGAAUUAGACAUCUCAGACUCCAAAAUCAGGUAUGAAUCUGGGGACCACGUGGCUGUUUACCCGGCCAAUGACUCUGCCCUGGUCAACCAGCUUGGCGAGAUCCUGGGUGCCGACCUGGAUGUCAUCAUGUCCCUGAACAACCUUGAUGAGGAGUCCAACAAGAAGCACCCAUUCCCCUGCCCCACCUCCUACCGUACGGCCCUCACUUACUACCUGGACAUCACCAACCCGCCGCGCACCAAUGUGCUCUAUGAGCUGGCGCAGUAUGCUGCAGAGCCCUCGGAGCAGGAGCAGCUGCGCAGGAUGGCCUCCUCCUCGGGCGAGGGCAAGGAGCUGUACCUGAGCUGGGUGGUAGAGGCUCGGAGGCACAUCCUGGCCAUCCUGCAGGACUACCCGUCCCUGCGGCCCCCCAUCGACCACCUGUGCGAGCUGCUGCCUCGUCUCCAGGCCCGCUACUACUCCAUCGCCUCGUCCUCCAAGGUCCACCCCAACUCUGUGCACAUCUGUGCUGUGGCCGUGGAGUAUGAAACCAAGACUGGCCGCGUCAACAAGGGCGUGGCCACCAGCUGGCUGCGGGCCAAGGAGCCGGCCGGGGAGAAUGGCCACCGGGCGCUGGUGCCCAUGUUUGUGCGCAAGUCCCAGUUCCGCCUGCCCUUCAAGGCCACCACGCCUGUCAUCAUGGUGGGCCCCGGCACCGGGGUUGCCCCCUUCAUAGGCUUCAUCCAGGAGCGGGCCUGGCUGAGGCAGCAGGGCAAGGAGGUGGGGGAGACGCUGCUCUACUAUGGCUGCCGCCGCUCUGAUGAAGACUUCCUGUACCGCGAGGAGCUGGCCACGUUCCACAGAGACGGCGUCCUCACCCAGCUCAACGUGGCCUUCUCCCGGGAGCAGCCCCAGAAGGUGUAUGUGCAGCACUUACUGAAGAAGGACAAGGCGCACCUGUGGAAGCUGAUCCAUGACGGGGGCGCCCACAUCUACGUCUGCGGGGAUGCUCGGAACAUGGCGAGGGACGUGCAGAACACCUUCUACGACAUCGUGGCCGAGCAGGGGGCCGUGGAGCACGCCCAGGCCGUGGACUACGUCAAGAAGCUGAUGACCAAGGGCCGCUACUCCUUGGACGUGUGGAGCUAGGAGUCACCCGGCCCCGCCCUGCUCUGCCCCUCGCAGCCCACAGACUUGCUUCCCCAUGUAAUCGCUCUCCUCACUCCCUUCUGCCAGUCUCGUGGGUGGAUUCUGCUGGGCCCUGCCACAGGAGGCAGGCCCAGGGACAGAGACGGCGUCAGGCCUGAGAUGUGCCCUCCGGACGCGCCAGCCCCAGGGGCGUGCCCAAGGGGGACCGGGCAGAUGCUUUGUGAAGACCUCGGACCCUCGGUGGCUGAACAGAAGGGCUCCUCCUCUCAGCUGAGUGGGGCCUGGCCCCUCCCCGUGAUUUUCAAUAAGUGUAAAUAAUUUUAAAUAACCUCUGGCCCUUGGAAUAAAGUUCUGUUUUCUGUA
This is a messenger RNA of Hippopotamus amphibius kiboko, 3019 nucleotides long. RefSeq names its product NADPH--cytochrome P450 reductase. Bases 620 to 2656 code for a protein of 678 amino acids. Gene Ontology annotation, cellular component: cytosol. Gene Ontology annotation, biological process: response to hormone. Gene Ontology annotation, molecular function: NADPH-hemoprotein reductase activity; flavin adenine dinucleotide binding; FMN binding. The record is from RefSeq and is a predicted model, not a curated record. The transcript is spliced from 19 exons. Lineage: Eukaryota; Metazoa; Chordata; Mammalia; Artiodactyla; Hippopotamidae.